UCGUCUCGUAGAAAUAGUAAGGAGGCACCUGAAAUAGAUAACUUUGUUAAUAUUUUUCUCUAUUAAAAAUGUCGUUUCACAAAGAUUUAAAGCAAUUACUAAAACCUUACUACUGGGUUAACAUUCUACUGAGUGUUUCAUACGUUAUUUCAAAGAGAACUUCUUUGAUAUGUAAUUCGUUAUUUCCUGGCUCAGACUGUGAAUUGGACAGUCGGGAAACGGAAAUAUUAUUCUUCUUAAUGAUAGUCGUGAUGCUGAGAACUAGGAAGGCCGGAAGUGUUACUAUGGUCAAUUAUUUAUCAUCGUCAUUUGUGUACACUAAAAUAGCGAAUUUAAUAUUGUGGUUAUACGCUGAUGUAAGAUACGGCCUUCCUUUCGGAGCUCUACUUAUUCUUUUCUCCCUUAUCUUACCUGAACCGACAUAUGCGGGUCCUGAACUCAUUACCUACUUUCGGGGAACUCAGGUGUUGGACGAAGAGCUCAAACGUAAUAAGAACACUAGUUGGCUCAUCUGCUUAUAUGCGGCUUGGCACCCAGCUUGUGUUAACUUUGCACCUGUCUUUGCCGAACUAUCCGCUACCUACAGUCUGGAUAAUCUGAAGUUUGGGAAAUUGGAUAUCGGAAGAUAUCCAGAAGCGGCCGCCAAGUACAGGAUCCAAGACGGACCGACCAGUCGCCAGCUCCCAACUGUGAUAUUAAUCAGAGAAGGGAAUGAACAAGUAAGAAGACCACAAGCUGAUUCUACGGGGAAAUUACAAAAGUUUCUCUUCUCGAAAGACAAUAUGAAGGCCGCUUUUGACCUGGACGACGUGCAUCAGGAGUGCAAACAGAGGUUGGCGGCUCUGAAGGCUAACAGGAAGACGGAGAAGGUCGAGUAGACCCAUCAAGAAGAACGUACAUAUAAGUAGACUAAUACAAAAUAGAAGAUUUCGUUCACCGAUAGAUCAUUGAUAUGUGACUAACCAGGUUAUUUUUUUAAUGAUAAUUCCAAGUACUUUUCCAGCGAAAAAGAUCUUAUAUUUGCAACUUGUCGGAGGACUCCUUGUUCCAGUGCUAAAUAAUCUAUUAAUAAAUGCACAAAGAUAUAUCACCAUGACUUAAUACAAUGGAUUGUCGCAUACAAUCAAUUUUAUCAAAAUCUGUUCAGCCUUUCCACUAUUAGGACUAGUUUAGUGUGUUACUAACAUUUACUUGAUCAGCUUUAGGUCACAUUAAGACCUAAAAUGUUAAUAAAAUGAAAGAUCUGUUUAUAAUUUUAUUAAUUAUGUUCUUAAAGUAUUCUGUCUGUCCGUGUGUCCGUCUGUCUGUAUUACAAUGUGUUAAGAUUAAUUUAUUUCAGGUUUUUUAUUUAAAUAAAUUAUUAAAAAUUG
Danaus plexippus (monarch butterfly) is the source of this 1370-nucleotide messenger RNA. RefSeq names its product thioredoxin-related transmembrane protein 2 homolog. Lineage: Eukaryota; Metazoa; Arthropoda; Insecta; Lepidoptera; Nymphalidae. Gene Ontology annotation, molecular function: oxidoreductase activity, acting on a sulfur group of donors, disulfide as acceptor. Bases 69 to 878 code for a protein of 269 amino acids. Gene Ontology annotation, cellular component: cytoplasm. The record is from RefSeq and is a predicted model, not a curated record. The transcript has 4 exons.